Copidosoma floridanum is the source of this 2387-nucleotide messenger RNA. RefSeq names its product conserved oligomeric Golgi complex subunit 4 (gene Cog4). The record is from RefSeq and is a predicted model, not a curated record. Gene Ontology annotation, biological process: Golgi organization; retrograde vesicle-mediated transport, Golgi to endoplasmic reticulum. NCBI's taxonomy places the organism in Eukaryota, Metazoa, Arthropoda, Insecta, Hymenoptera, Encyrtidae. Gene Ontology annotation, cellular component: COG complex.
GUUGAUCAGAUGAUCGUAUAUAAUAAGUAUAAAUGCGCGUCAUAAAUAUCAUAAUUUCAUAAAUCACAAUAUACUCUGAUACACGUGUGUAUGCGUAAGCAAGGAUCGUGACAGAAUUAUGAGCGUCCUCCAGGAUCUGCCGACGAAAGACGAAAACUUGACGGCUAUCUUGAACAAGUUGCAAAAUGAACAGGUCGCCGUCGACAAACAGCUGGAGCAGAUACUUGCGCGUCACUGCCACAUCGAGGCCAAGCUCCAGACCAUCGGCAAGGUGUUGCCGAACGUCGCCGUAGUGCGUUCGGAGGCCGAAAAGUUUCAGGACAUGAUCGAGCACACCAACAAACUGGCAGAAAAGGUCAGCGCGAAAGUCAGACAGCUGGAUCUCGCCAGAAGCCGGGUAUGCGAGUGCCAGAGCCGCGUCAACGACAUCCUCGAUCUGCAGUUGUGCAGCGAAGGUGUUGCUACAGCUCUUCGAAACGAGGAUUACGAGCAAGGUGCGGCUCACGUGCACCGUUUUCUUCUGAUGGACCAGCAAUUGUUGGAAAAAACCGCUGACGAUGUUUCCGGGGAUCACACGAGUGUGACCAGUUCCCUGGCUACUUUGCAACAAGCCGCCAAUGAACUCAGAACCGUAGUUACGCAAAAGUUCGACGAGGCAGUCAAAGCUGAGGAUCUUGCUUCCGUGGAGAGGUUUUUCAAAAUUUUUCCGCUGCUGGGGAUGCACAGCGAAGGCCUCGUCAGGUUUUGCCAGUACUUGUGUUCAAAGCUUCGAAAAACAGCACAAACGAAUUUGAAAGCAGCGCUCAACGUACAGAGCAACGAGAAGAGAGCGGGUGUAAUAUUUGCCGACACUAUAACUUUGCUUUUUGAAGGAAUCGCAAGGAUCAUUGAAAUUCAUCAGCCUAUCAUAGAAACUUAUUACAGGCCCGGGAAAUUGGUUACGUGCAUUGAAAUUUUGCAGAAAGAAUGUGACAAGCAAAUGAAAAAAAUUGUUUCCGAGUUCAUGAUACACAGAGCGAUUCCAAGAAAAACCCAGUUAAUUAACGAUUUUUCGAGAAAACAGGGAGGCGAAAAGAUCGAGCCUAAAGAUUUAGAUCUUCUUUUGAGUGAAGUAACGCUGAUGCAUUCCAGAGCUGAACUGUACAUAAAAUUUUUAAGGAGACGAGUGGUGAAUGAUCUAGAAAUCAGUACAACCGAUGUUCAGCAAAGAGAAGACUCACUAAACGAUUUUAACUCUAUGAUGAAAAAUGCCGAAUUAGCACGCUGUAUGCAAGAACUACUUGGGGUAUAUUUGGCUUUGGAGAGGUAUUUUAUGGAAGAAAGUGUCCAUAAGGCUAUUGGCAUGGAUUCUUUGGAUCAAGAUCAGCAAACAUCGAGUAUGGUUGAUGAUGCAUUUUUCAUUGUUAAAAAGUGUAUCAAGCGAUCCAUCUCAACUGGAAGCAUCGAUGGCAUGUGCGCCGUUAUAAAUAUGGCUUGUGGAUUACUCGAGGGAGAAUUUGCCAACCAACUAAAAAGCCGACUCAGGCAAGGGUAUCCUGUUGGAUACUUGGACUUGGCUCAAGCAUACAAUGCUUUGCAGACUAGCAUUCAACACGGUCGUAUUCAGACAUCCGACACGGAACUCGCACGGCUCAUGUUUUUGGCUUACUUGAACAACACAGAAGUGAGCACAGAAUAUGUAGAAACAUUGAGUAAAAGCCUUAGUGGGGAUAUAAACCAAGCUUUUCCAAAUUUGCAAGGAAAAGAGAAAGAAAAGAUCGAAAGCUGCUUAGCGGGAAUGAAAAAUGUGACGUUUACUCUGAGAACGGUUUUAGAUUAUGGAAUGGAGCAGUUACGAAUCGGUGCCGUGAGACCGAGGGUGACUCCUUGGGUGGAUACCUUUUUAACUGUUAAUCAUCAAAUCACUGAUGACGAAUUAUUGAGAUACGAUACCGAUGAGCCUUUCGUUCAAACUUUAGUAAAGAAUUUAGAUGGCCUCUUGCAAGCCUUUAAAAACCACUUGACUCAAUCAAAUUACAACGCACUUAUAAGUAUUCUCACGGUGGAGCUGACUGCGCGUUUGGAAAAAGCAGUCUUUAAAUCAAGUUUUACUAAGGCUGGUGGUCUUAUAUUUGAUAAAGAAGUGCGGUCAUUGGCCGCUUACUUGUCCACCGCAACUUCCUGGUCGGUGCGAGAUAAAUUUGUCAGGCUCACACAAAUCGCUACGGUUUUAAGUAUCGAAAAAACCGAAGAGCUGGCCGAUUAUUGCGGAGCAGAUGCAAUCGCUUGGAGAUUGACUUCGGCUGAAGUUAAAAAAAUCUUAGCUUUGAGAUCAGAUCUUAAACUGUAAAAUGUAAAAAAAGUUGAACACAUAACGUUGAAAUUUGUAAAUAAAAAGUUGUAAAUAU